AUGGACAAUUCAGAAUUUCUUUGGAAGGUGUUGCGGAUACAGGAGCUGCGAAAUGUCAACGAGCAUUUUUUGGUCAAUUGUAUUACAGUAGAUACGAGUAGGCUGGUUUCACAAGUGGACAAGCUGCUGAAAGCUGGAGACAAUGGUGUCGACUUCAUUGUUCAGCAGCUACAGCUAUUGAUAAAGGAUGUGUACAGACAAUUACGAAGAAGCCAAGGAAUGGUGCCGGAACCUUCUCUGGCAGUUAAUUUGAAUUUCACCAUUUUGAAAUUCUCAGUUGCUUACUGGGACAUUCUAUUGCAGAGGUCAUUGGAUUUGAUGCCUGAAGUUCCCAGAAGAGAUGUUCGGUAUUUUAUCACCGAGGUCACCUCCGUAGAGAGGAUUCGGUAUGUUGAGACCAACCAAAACUUCAAGACCUUCAAAAAUCACCAGGGUUUGGUUCGGGACAGUGUAGAAAUGGACGAGUUCAUUGAUUAUGAAACUUUAAUCAAACAGAUAAUUUUUGAUCUGUUCCGGAGAAAUGGUGUUCAGGAACAGGAUUUCGAGGCCCUGUUAUUAAGAUUCCAUGAUUUAGAGAGCUUGAUGAUUGCCUUCAACGAAUGA
Molecule: messenger RNA, 603 nt
Organism: Saccharomyces eubayanus
Lineage: Eukaryota; Fungi; Ascomycota; Saccharomycetes; Saccharomycetales; Saccharomycetaceae
Gene: SPO16
Product: Spo16p
Exons: 1
Coding region: 1-603 (200 amino acids)
Biological process (GO): regulation of reciprocal meiotic recombination; synaptonemal complex assembly
Molecular function (GO): DNA secondary structure binding
Source: RefSeq, a predicted model, not a curated record